GCGGCUUUUAGGUCGCUCUACGAAUUGCCAACUGCUCUUUCACUCUGAUUUCGCAGAUCGAUUGAAUCGCCGACAGGGAAAAUGAGCGGAGCCGGGAAGAAGAUUGCGGAUGUUACAUUCAAGGCGGGGAAGAACAUUGAUUGGGAAGGAAUGGCGAAGCUUCUGGUCUCCGAUGAGGCUCGCAAGGAGUUCAACACCCUCCGCCGAGCAUUCGAUGAUGUCAACACACAGCUUCAGACGAAAUUUAGCCAGGAACCAGAGCCAAUAGAUUGGGAAUAUUAUCGGAAAGGACUUGGAUCUCGCUUGGUUGAUAUGUACAAGCAGGCUUACGACGAGAUCAAAAUUCCACAGUAUGUUGACACUGUGACCCCUCAGUACAAACCCAAGUUUGAUGCUCUGUUGGUAGAGUUGAAAGAAGCUGAGCAGACAUCAUUGAAGGAGUCGGAAAGAUUAGAGAAAGAAAUUGCAGAGGUCCAAGAGUUGAAGAAGAAGCUCAGUACCAUGACAGCUGAUGAGUACUUCGAGAAGCAUCCAGAGCUAAAGAAGAAGUUUGAUGAUGAAAUUCGUAAUGAUUACUGGGGCUACGGCUACUAAGAUUGACUUGAUGCUGCAAUUCUUGGAGCCACAUGUAAGGUGCCAUCCUCAACUUCAAUCUUGUUCUAUUUUGAAAUAAAAAGUUUAAGAACCAAUUUGUGUUUCCAGUUUCUUGUUUCUCGGAUUGCCUAAAUAUAAUCAUCCCUGUGGCGCUCGUUUAUUGCUGCUUCCAUAUAUUGCUUGUUGUCUCCUUUCCUUUUGUGCCGACAGAAUUUGAUUAAUAAUUUAGCUUUUUGAACUCUACUUUC
Molecule: messenger RNA, 842 nt
Organism: Andrographis paniculata
Lineage: Eukaryota; Viridiplantae; Streptophyta; Magnoliopsida; Lamiales; Acanthaceae
Product: ATP synthase subunit d, mitochondrial-like
Exons: 5
Coding region: 82-594 (170 amino acids)
Biological process (GO): proton motive force-driven ATP synthesis
Molecular function (GO): proton transmembrane transporter activity
Source: RefSeq, a predicted model, not a curated record